Messenger RNA from Cotesia glomerata, 1965 nucleotides. Its product is annotated as protein ST7 homolog. The coding region runs from base 106 to 1653 and encodes 515 amino acids. Lineage: Eukaryota; Metazoa; Arthropoda; Insecta; Hymenoptera; Braconidae. The transcript is spliced from 2 exons. The record is from RefSeq and is a predicted model, not a curated record. Gene Ontology annotation, molecular function: protein binding.
CAAAAGCAGAGUUCAGUGAUCGAUGUUACGUGUGUAACAAUGUAAUCAUCCGUACUGAACUGAGAUAAGAAGAGGAUAUAAUUAACAAGUAUUUCAAAUAAUUAAAUGGCCUUAUUGUUUACAAGCAUGUGGGACUCGACAAUGUUCCUGAGUACACUGACACCAAAGUUUUACGUAGCAUUGACUGGAACAUCAUCGUUGAUAUCCGGGUUGAUAUUGAUAUUUGAAUGGUGGUAUUUUCGUAAGUACGGCACAUCAUUCAUUGAGCAAGUAUCAUUGAAUCAUAUAUCACCUUGGAUCGGAGGUAACGACAGCGCAUCUGAUAACAAUAACACAAAUAUAAACAAUACUAAUAACUCGUCUAAUCAACAGAGUGUACCGGAGUGUAAAGUAUGGCGUAAUCCGAUAAAUUUAUUUCGCGGUGCUGAGUACCAACGUUUUUAUUGGGCAACUAAUAAAGAACCAUUGACAUAUUAUGAUAUGAAUCUUUCAGCACAAGACCACCAAACAUUUUUUACUUGCGAAGCUGACACCGGCAAAGCUGAGUACGAGAUUAUGCAGACGGCUUGGCGUGAACGAAAUCCUGUAGUGAGGAUAAAAGCUGCGCACAGUGCUCUUGAACACAAUGCCGAAUGUGCUCCAGCUUAUAUUUUGUUAGCUGAAGAAGAAGCCACGACGAUAUUGGAAGCUGAAAAAAUUUUAAAACAAGCGCUAAAAGUUGCUGAAAAUAAUUAUAGAAAAUCACAGAAUACUCAACAUCAAGGUACUACUGCUGAACUACGUCGGGAUACAAAUGUGUUGAUUUAUAUCAAAAGACGGCUAGCAAUGUGUGCUAGAAAACUCGGUAAAUUAAAAGAAGCCGUUAAAAUGUUUCGUGAUUUAACAAAAGAAGUACCGCCAAUAAUGAAUGUAUUAAAUAUUCAUGAAAAUUUAAUAGAAGCGUUAUUGGAGAUGCAGGCGUACGCUGAUGUACAAGCUGUUUUGGCUAAAUAUGACGACAUAAGUUUGCCUAAAUCAGCGACAAUAUGUUAUACAGCAGCUCUGCUAAAAGCUAGACUAGUUGCGGAUAAAUUUUCUCCGGAUAUAGCCAGCAAGCGGGGAUUAACUACUGCUGAGAUGUCUGCUGUCGAAGCUAUCCAUCGGGCUGUUGAAUUCAAUCCUCAUGUACCAAAAUAUCUAUUGGAAAUUAAGCCUCUUAUUUUGCCACCUGAACACGUAUUGAAACGAGGUGACUCGGAAGCUAUUGCAUACGCUUUUUUUCAUUUAUCGCACUGGAAGCAAAUGGAAGGUGCUUUGAACCUUUUGCACUGUACGUGGGAAGGAACCUUCAGAAUGUUACCGUACCCAUUGGAACGUGGUCAUCUUUUUUAUCCGUAUCCAACUUGCACCGAAUGCGCAGAUCGUGAAUUGCUGCCGUCAUUUCACGACGUCAGUGUUUAUCCUAAGAAAGAAUUGCCCUUUUUUAUUUUAUUUACUGCUGGACUGUGCUCAUUUACGGCUUUGCUGGCUCUUCUGACUCACCAAUAUCCUGAUACAAUGGGUGUUGUCGCCAAGGCAAUGCUCGCUUGGCUUUCUUUACCUUUUUACUAUAUCCUUGAUAAAUUAGAAGCUAUCUUACCAUCAAAUUUGUUACAACAAUUAUCAAGAAUAUAAAAUUAGCUUAAUUAUUUUAAAAUUAUAAUUAAUGAUCAAUGAUAAAUGUUGUUUUUUAAUUGAGUUGUAUUUAAUGUGAUAUUCUUAAAACAUUUAUUGUAAUAUUUUUUAUUCGUUUUUUUUUUUUUUUUAAUCACGAGAAUCUCGUACAGACUUCCAAGGCCCUUAGGACUGAUUUAUUAUUAAUUAACUAAUUGUAUUUAUUUAGUGUAUUUUUUUGUUUAAUAGUUUAUAAUUAGUGUGACUAUGGCAAAUGUACAAAUAAAAGAAAAAAAAAAUUAUAAACGCAUAAUAAAAAAAAUUUAACUAUUU